CUGCAAUUGAUAGUCGUCGACUGGCGAUCUAACUACUUCGGUGCGCUAGGUCUUCAGUCCUGUCCCCAUUCACUUAGAAUCUCCUCAGCUUCCGCCCUUCCGCCCUCCGUCUCGUUUCUAGCCCUUCAGAGCAUUUCGGUGCGAACCACUGGCUUCCGCGUUCACCUCAAAAUUGUUUCUCACUUCCUCGCUGCAACACCAUCACUCGCAACGCUGUCACUGUUCACAUCGUCACUUGCAACCUCCCGCGCGUCCACCGGCCUACAUAUUUCCUGCUUCCCCAGUCCACCUCCUUUCCUUUUACAUCCACCUAGCAACAAAAAACAGCAAGAUCUUUGCGCAUCAUCAACACUUGAGACCCUUGACUGACUUUAAGAUCUCAAGUCUAACACAACUCCAACCAUGUCCGACCGCCCUAUCUCGAACACCGGCGACAACUCCAAUGCCCCCAACAACUCGAACAAUGGCGGCUCCAGAGGUCCUACCGGCGACAACUUCAAUAUCGGUGCUAAUACCAACAACACUUCCAGAGCUGGUGUCAACAACUUGAACACCGGCGGCACCAGACCUCCUGGCGUCAACAACUUGAACACCGGCGGCACCAGACCUCUUCCCAACUCCAGCACCCAACAGAACCUCAACGGCUCGGUCCAAAGUCCCCAAGCCAACCCUCUCACCAAUGGUGGUCAGACUUCCGGUGUCCCCUCAUCGACCAUGUUCAACUUCAAUUCGGCCACACCUCAGUUCCCCGGAGCUUCGCCCAAUCUCAACGGCCUUCAGGUAUUCGGCACUUCCCAGGGCAGCACCAAGCCCACCCAGGUCGGUGGUUCCCAGGCUUGAGUUCCUUCUGACGCCGAUAUUCAGGUCCUGAAGGCUAAGGUGGCAGAGAAGAGACAGAUCAACUCUAAGCUUGAAAGCGA
Molecule: messenger RNA, 920 nt
Organism: Aureobasidium subglaciale EXF-2481
Lineage: Eukaryota; Fungi; Ascomycota; Dothideomycetes; Dothideales; Saccotheciaceae
Exons: 2
Coding region: 403-840 (145 amino acids)
Source: RefSeq, a predicted model, not a curated record